AUGGGAGGUCCGCCGGGCAUGAUGGGAGGCCCGCCAGGUGUGAUGGGUGGAGGUAUGCCUGGUAUGAUGCCUGGGCUUGGUUCCGGCCCACCAUCUCUGAUACUAGGACCGCCAGGAAUGAUGGGAGGCGGGCCCAUGGGCGGAGGAAUGCCCGGGAUGCCGCCUGGGAUUGGGAUGCCCGGGAUGAGAACUCGAAUGCGACCUGGCAUGCCCAUGCCGGGUAUGAUGCCUGGUUUGAGGGGAGGUCUACCAGGCAUGGGUUUCCCAGGAAUGGGUAUGCCAGGUAUGGGAAUGGGAGGUCCUAUGAGCGGAGGCAUGCCGGGGAUGGGAUUGCCAGGAAUUGGCUUGCGCGGCAUGGGAAUGGGAGGUCCUCCCGGCGGCAGUCCAAUGGCCGGUGGUGGCGGCAAUCCCAUGGCGGGAGCACAAGGCGGAGGCGGCGCUGCUGCACCGGCUGCCGAUGACGAUGAUGACGAAUAG
Molecule: messenger RNA, 477 nt
Organism: Recurvomyces mirabilis
Lineage: Eukaryota; Fungi; Ascomycota; Dothideomycetes; Mycosphaerellales; Teratosphaeriaceae
Exons: 3
Coding region: 1-477 (158 amino acids)
Source: RefSeq, a predicted model, not a curated record